AACUCCUGGGGCUUUGAAUGAGUGUGGUGAGGCCUCUUUUUGUUCCAGCGGCUCUUACGCGUAGACUUGAAGUUCAAACGACCCGAGAUCGUCUCCCACUUUGCCGCACUUUCCUGCGUUUUCUCUCUCAUUUUCUCGCUCCGCCAAACGGGUUCCACCGACAGGAGGCACUUCCGAGAUCUGAAAUUGGAGUGAGUGGUCGCGGAAUUUGAGAGCUUUAAAAUCGCCCCAUAUUUCUGUAGGUAAUUAGAUUUACCUGAAUUUUGAGCGAUCCCAGUUCCGGCUUGUAGUUUGGAUCUUUGUUUGGAGGUGUAAAUGAGGUUUAUGAGAAACCCUUAAAAUAACUAACAAGAUUAGAUCUUGUCAGAUAAGCUUGAAAGAUGGUUGAUUAAGAACUGAGGGCUCAGUUAGAUGCUACUCAUCUCAAAUGCACAGUGGAUAACUAAAGGAGUUUUUCCAUGUGGAGGACUACUGAGUUCGGAUGGAGUAUCAGCUAUGCUAGAAGAUGUAGUAGCUGCCCUCUCUAAAGCAGGUUUAGAAUUGAACAUCUGAUAUGUCCAAUGCAAACUGGUGGAAAUAAUUUUUGGUUUUAGGUUAUUGUUGAUUUCAUGUUGAAGGUGCUUUUUGUGCACUUUACAAGCAACAUUCUCACCAGUGCGCUGACUUCAUGGAGUUAUCUCGGAUGGCUAUUGGUAAUCUAUUCGUUCCACAAAAUUUAAUUAUUGAGUUGGGGAGUAAAACGACUUGAUAUAUAACUGGUUUUUGGUAGAAAUGAAGAUUUGUUACAUAGUCCUUGUAGCUGCAUCCUUGUUUAUGUUGCUCAUUCUGAGGUAUGGAGUUAUGAAAAAUCCUGUCAGUGAUUAUCUCACAAGUCCAUAUCCCUAUAACACAACAAAUCCCCUUGAAUGGAUUACUUCUGGAGCUCCUCCUGUGGUUCAGAAUCCAGAGAAUAGUACUAAAGUGCUUUCUGUUGAUACUAUAAUCUCCAGUUUGUUUUCUCAGAGGAACAUAUCCAAUGAAGAGCAGCAAUCUUUGGAAACAUGGAACCACCUAAAACACUUAAUAGGCAAUGGUCAGGUCUUACCUAAUGCAGCUGAGGCAAUUAAGGAAGCUGGAAUUGCAUGGAAUAAUCUUAUGGCUUCAGUUGAAGAGGAAAAACUUUCCUAUGGAAAUACGAGUUCCCAUAAGAGGGGAAAAGAGAAACAGUGUCCACAUUUUCUGACUAAGAUUAAUGCCACGGGGCUUGAUAGUGGCUUUAGGUUGCAGGUUCCUUGUGGUCUGACUCAAGGUUCUUCUAUUACCAUUAUUGGCAUUCCAAGUGGUCUUCUCGGUAACUUUCGGAUCGACCUGACUGGGGAACCACUUCCAGGGGAGCCAGAUCCUCCCAUUAUUUUGCAUUACAAUGUUAGGCUUCAUGGUGAUAAGAUAACUGAAGACCCUGUAAUUGUACAGAAUACAUGGACUGUUGCUCAUGAUUGGGAUGAAGAGGAGCGUUGUCCAUUACCUGACCCCAACAAAAAUAAGAAAGUGGAUGAGUUGGAUCAGUGCAACAAGAUGGUGGGCAAAGAGAAGGGUUUGGCAGCAAAUGGGCACUUCAAUGGUUCAAGGAAGAUUUCAAUGGUUCCAGAAGGAUCUAAAAGAAAAAAAUAUUUUCCAUUUAAGCAAGGUUAUUUGUCUGUUGCAACACUUAGAGUGGGAACAGAAGGAAUCCAGAUGACGGUUGAUGGAAAGCAUCUGACAUCCUUUGCUUUUCGUGAAGGUUUGGAGCCAUGGCUGGUUAGUGAAGUAAGGAUUUCAGGAGACAUAAAAUUAGUCUCUGUUGUGGCCAGUGGUUUACCAACAUCAGAGGAUUUAGAGCAUGUAAUCGACUUAGAAGCACUUAUAUCACCACCUCUUCCUUCUCAAAAGCCAUUGGAUCUCUUCAUAGGUGUCGUCUCUACAGCAAACAAUUUUAAACGCAGGAUGGCUGUUCGGAGAACAUGGAUGCAGUAUGCUGCAGUGCGAUCUGGGGCAGUUGCUGUGCGCUUUUUUGUUGGUCUGCAUAAAAACCAGAUGGUGAAUGAGGAGCUCUGGAAUGAAGCACAAACAUACAAAGACAUACAGCUGAUGCCGUUUGUUGACUACUACAGCCUCAUCACUUGGAAGACUGUAGCUAUAUGCCUCUUUGGGACUAAGGUGGCAUAUGCAAAGUUCGUUAUGAAAACUGAUGAUGAUGCAUUUGUUCGUGUGGAUGAAGUGCUGGCUUCUUUAAACAGGACAAAUGUGACCCGGGGUUUGCUUUAUGGUCUAAUCAACUCAGAUUCCCAACCUCAUCGGAAUCCUGAUAGCAAGUGGUAUAUUAGUUCUGAGGAAUAUGCUGGGCAGCGUUACCCUCCUUGGGCACAUGGACCCGGAUAUGUUGUGUCACAAGACAUAGCAAAAGCAGUCUAUAAGAAAUCUGAAGACGGGCACUUGAAGAUGUUUAAACUCGAAGAUGUGGCAAUGGGAAUCUGGAUUGAGGAUAUGAAGAAGGGGGGCUUGAAAGUAAGGUACGAGAACGAACAAAGGAUCUAUAACGAGGGGUGUAAAGACGGUUAUGUCGUUGCUCACUACCAAGGUCCAAGAGAGAUGCUCUGUUUAUGGCAGAAACUCCAAGAAGGAAGCGCUCAAUGUUGUGGAGAACAUUAACUGUAUUUAACAAGCCAUUUUUGGUUUCUGAAACCUCCCGAAUUCUUUGUAGAGAGAUUCAACUUUGCUUGAGAUGGAAAGAGAGGAGGAAGGUGCAACAAGCCACUAGAUUCAUCUUGGUUGCUGCUGGUCUAUAAUAGUCUCAACCGACUUGCAACUAGAAGAGACGAAGGCGCAAUUGUGCAUUUUACUCAAAAGCUGCAGUCACCAUUGUAUAACAAUGAAUUUCUUGUAGUAAAAGCAUAGUGGUAGGCUAGUUUUGAGGAUGUUUGUAGCAUAUUUAGAGAGGUAGAUGGUGCUUGUACAGUGCUAAGUACAUUACCAGUCGUAUUCAAUUAUCAUCACAUAACAUAUCUUCUUUAA
Diospyros lotus (date-plum) is the source of this 3030-nucleotide messenger RNA. RefSeq names its product beta-1,3-galactosyltransferase GALT1-like. The transcript has 9 exons. Gene Ontology annotation, cellular component: Golgi membrane. The coding region runs from base 772 to 2667 and encodes 631 amino acids. The record is from RefSeq and is a predicted model, not a curated record. Gene Ontology annotation, molecular function: UDP-galactose:N-glycan beta-1,3-galactosyltransferase activity; carbohydrate binding. NCBI's taxonomy places the organism in Eukaryota, Viridiplantae, Streptophyta, Magnoliopsida, Ericales, Ebenaceae.